Dromaius novaehollandiae (emu) is the source of this 3437-nucleotide messenger RNA. It is a transcript of the gene PYCR1, whose product is annotated as pyrroline-5-carboxylate reductase 1. Gene Ontology annotation, biological process: L-proline biosynthetic process. The coding region runs from base 277 to 1092 and encodes 271 amino acids. Gene Ontology annotation, molecular function: pyrroline-5-carboxylate reductase activity. The transcript has 7 exons. NCBI's taxonomy places the organism in Eukaryota, Metazoa, Chordata, Aves, Casuariiformes, Dromaiidae. The record is from RefSeq and is a predicted model, not a curated record.
GUGCGCGGCCACGUGGGCGGCGGCGCGGCUGCGGGCGGGCUCCGGGGGGCCGCGCCGCACCCGCACCCGGACCCGCAUCCGGACCCGCACCCGCGCCGCAUCGCCCCCGACCAGCGGCGCCAUGAGCGUGGGGUUCAUCGGGGCCGGGCAGCUCGCCUUCGCCCUGGCCCGGGGCUUCACGGCGGCAGGCUGUCGCCCGCAGGGGUCCUGGCGGCGCACAAGAUCACCGCGAGCUCCCCGGACACCGAGCUGCCCACCGUGAGCGGGCUGCGGAAGAUGGGCGUGAACUUCACGGUGAGCAACAAGGACACGGUGAAGAGCAGCGACGUCCUCUUCCUGGCCGUGAAGCCCCCCAUCAUCCCCUUCAUCCUGGACGAGGUCGGCCCCGACAUCGAGGCCCGCCACAUCGUGGUCUCCUGCGCGGCUGGCGUCACCAUCAACUCCAUCGAGAAGAAACUCUCUACCUUCUGCCCCACACCAAAAGUGAUCAGGUGCAUGACCAACACCCCUGUGAUUGUCCGGGAAGGUGCGACAGUCUAUGCCACUGGGACUCAUGCAGAUGUGGAGGAUGGGAAGCUCUUGGAACAACUGAUGGCCAGUGUAGGCUUCUGCACCGAAGUGGAAGAGGACCUGAUAGAUGCUGUAACGGGGCUCAGUGGCAGUGGCCCUGCGUAUGCAUUCACUGCCCUGGAUGCUCUGGCAGAUGGAGGAGUGAAAAUGGGACUUCCCCGCAGGCUCGCGGUUCGGCUUGGAGCCCAGGCCUUGCUGGGUGCUGCCAAAAUGCUGUUGGAGUCUGAGCAGCACCCGGGUCAGCUGAAGGACAAUGUCUGCUCGCCGGGGGGGGCCACCAUCCAUGCCCUGCACUUUCUGGAGAGCGGCGGCUUUCGCUCACUGCUCAUCAAUGCUGUGGAGGCUUCAUGCAUCCGGACAAGGGAGCUGCAGCAUUUGGCAGACCAAGAGAAGAUCUCCCCAGCAGCCAUAAAGAAGACUUUGUUGGAUAAGGUCAAGCUAGAGUCUCCUUCUCUGUCUCUGGCAUCCACUAGCAAAGUCAGUCUGUUCACCAGUAAGAGCCCCAGCAGCAAGAAGAACUGACCGGACUACUGUAGUCUGCCUGUGCUGAUCAUCAGCCUCCUAUAUGCCCUUUCUUCUUUGUCUAAGGAAAAACUCUCGCUCUGAAUGGUUGUGUCCCCCAUACCUAGCUCUCAGCUUGCAGGAGCUGUGGGGCAGCAUGAGGCUGUAGGAGAGGGUCUUUAACCUCUAGUGGGAUUGGUGAAAAUUGUCCCUAGUAUUGCUGUUUUCUGUUGGGCAGGGGUGAUAUCAUCACCAGAGCUUUAUCUAGGGCAUCAUUUGGCCAGAGGCCCUGGGUAGCCCUAGAGCUCUGGCAGUGUUUUUUGUGUCCCUUGUGGAUAUGGCUUCUAUUGGUAUUUCUGAUAGGUUUCAGAAUGCUUUUUGGUCUCAAUGGUUUGAACCAGGCUGGAUCCCUCUUGCCUCAGCAUGUGCUGUCAGAGCUUGUCUCCUGUCACUGUCUGUGUUAGCUAGAACAGAUAAUACUGCAGAAACGCAGUGCUCUGCACUCCAUUAGAGGCUGGGCUCUAAUGCACCUCUCAAAAGGGAUUAAAGUGCCUCUGCUCUGUUUCCCAUCUGCCUUGAUUUGACAGCCCAGUGAUGUGAACUCCUGGCCUUCAAGCACCCUGAGUACUUGAACCACACUCCAUCUGUCUCUGCCAGCUACUCCUUCUCCCUGCUCCACAUAGUUUGGGAACCGUGGCCUGCUCUCAUUGUCCCUCCUUUGCUGCUGGCCUUCUUGGGUGUUUGGGCAGGUGGAGGGCUAGCAAGUUCUCCCUCUUCCUUCUGUUUCUGGCACCCUUGAGCUCUCCACAAGCAGAAUCUGCUCCCACGCACCCAUGGGUAUGCUUCAGUGGUCGCUGUGCUCCCUGAUGCUCUCCUUGCUCUUUGCACUACUCCUGGGGCAGCAAGGAGCAGAGCUGAGAUCAGAGAAAGCCCUCUUCUGCACUGCUCCCUUAGGUUCAAGUGGGCUUUGUCUGGUUGGAUUCGGUACCCAGGUGCUGGGCUACUGGGUGGCAGCAGAACUCUCCUUGUCUCCUUUCCUUGAAUCAGGCUGUGUCUCCUUGGUCUGUGGUGUUGACAUCCACUGCCAGGGGCUACUCUGCUUCAGCUCCUGCGGUUUAUAUAUGCUGUGACGGGCUGGUUGUCCCUUCCAGACAGUACUCUUCCUCAACAGGGCCCUGGGCUGGGCUGAUGACUUCCUGCACAACAGCCUCAGUAUCCCUUUGUGUUGGCACAGUUAGGUUUCUUUGGUAUUUUCUAGCCCACUUCUGAUUGUUUUUUCUUUCUGUUCUUUUGAAGAUAUCACACCGCUAAGGCUGAAAACUAGUUGGGGAUGCUUCAUGCAGUUGCAUUCCUAGUCCUUUAGUAUACAAGACUGAAGGGAAACACUGAAUCAUCUGAUCUGGCUUGUGGCUCAAAUGUUGUCCCAUCUCACCUAGCUUGUCUUGCAUGAGAUCCAGGAGGAAAAUGGUUCAGUCCCUGCUUGAUACAAAAGAGGUUAAGGGAGUACUCAUGAGUGCCUGGUGCCUGUGUAACAACAGGGAAUUGUUUGGUCAAACAUGUCCAGAUGACUAUACCCUUGCAGAGGAGGAAGACCCUUGCUGCUCCCAUCUGGAGAGCUUCUCAAGUCUGACUCAAAUUUGUGAGCAAGAAACAGCAGAGAAAAAUGGGGUCUGAAAACAGUGGUUUCUUCUGCCCAUCAAACUCCAGUGUUUCUGAGGGGAGAAAUCUGGCCAGGCUUGUGGUAGCAGCAGGCUGAGGGGGAAACCCUGCUUGACCCUUCCCAGCAACUGGAUGGAUUACAGCCCAUCACUUAGAAACGCAGUUAUUCAGGCAUGGUCUUGGGAACCAUCUCAAGAACAGCAGCAAAGACAAGGCUUCAUCUGCUGCUUUAUAUGACUUUUUUUUAUAGCAAAUAUCCUUGCUUGGCUUCCUUGCCUCUACUCUUCUCUCAGACCCUGAGUGCUAUACUGAGCCAGAAAAUGGUACAAAGCAUGCAGGCCGACCCCACUGCUUUUAGCGGCAGCAGUGGAAGCAGCAGACUGGAUGGGAUGGAAGGGAUUCGGGUGGAUAAAUGUAUCAUACUGUAUUCUACCUGGGGAUAUACUGGGGGGGGGGGGGGGGGGGGGUUUGCUGGUAAAAGGAAGACAUUUAAGCUGGGCUUAUUGUCUGUCUCCUCAGGUAUCCUGGGUAACUUGGUGAUACAGGAAAAGCAUUUAGGUAACAGUGCAGAGGCUGCCAAAGGUGCUAAUAAUGGAAGAGCUUUCUCGGUGUUAGGCUUUGGGCUGGUAGCAGGGCAUGACCCUAUAGGCAUUAGAGAUGGUUCCUCCUCUUCCCUCUUUCCAUAAUAAACUGCUUCUCUGACUGAG